AUGAUAAUGCACGGCCCCACGUCGCAAGGAUUUCUGAUCCACACCCGAAUUGCUGGCACUCCAGUGAUCUUCAAUGUGAAUGGAGAUGCCCCUGGUCGCUAUGAGAUUUACCAGUACCAGAUGAAACACAACACCACAGAGUAUAAGAUCAUCGGCCACUGGGCAGACCAGCUUCAUUUAGAUACUAAGGAGAUGCAGUGGCCUGGUGGGACACUCCAGGUGCCCCAGUCUAUCUGCAGCCAGCCCUGUUGUCCUGGGGAGAGGAAGAAAACAGUGAAGGGUGUCCCCUGCUGUUGGCACUGUGAGCGCUGUGAUGGCUACCAGUACCAGGCCGACACCUACAGCUGUAAGAUGUGCCGCUUUGACCUGCGGCCCAACAAGAACCACACGGCCUGUGAGGCCAUCCCCAUCGUCAAGCUGGAGUGGAGUUCCCCCUGGGCCGUCAUCCCCGUCCUCAUCGCUGUGCUGGGAAUCAUGGCCACCAUGUUUGUGGUGGGCACCUUCAUCCGCUACAACGACACGCCCAUCGUGAAGGCAUCAGGGCGCGAACUCAGCUAUGUGCUGCUGACAGGCAUCUUCCUGUGCUACGCCACCACCUUCCUCAUGAUCGCUGCCCCUGACGUUGGCAUCUGCUCCCUGCGACGGAUCUUCCUGGGUCUGGGGAUGAGUAUUAGCUAUGCAGCGCUGCUCACUAAGACCAACCGUAUCUAUCGCAUCUUUGAGCAGGGGAAGAUGUCAGUGAGCGCCCCCAGGUUAAUCUCUCCGGCCUCCCAGCUGGUCAUCACCUUCAGCCUGAUCUCAGUUCAGCUCCUGGGGGUGUGCAUCUGGUUUGGUGUGGACCCGUCUCAGGCUAUCAUCGACUAUGAGGACCAGCGCACGUCCAACCCGGACAUGGCCCGUGGCGUGCUCAAAUGUGACAUCUCAGACCUUUCUCUGAUCUGCCUGCUUGGUUUCAGCAUGCUGCUCAUGGUCACCUGUACGGUGUAUGCCAUCAAGACCCGGGGCGUGCCAGAGACCUUCAACGAGGCCAAGCCCAUCGGCUUCACCAUGUACACCACCUGUAUCGUGUGGCUAGCCUUCAUACCCAUCUUCUUUGGGACCUCGCAGUCAACAGAAAAGAUGUACAUCCAGACCACGACUUUGACCAUCUCUGUGAGCCUGAGUGCCUCUGUGUCUCUGGGGAUGCUCUACAUGCCAAAGGUCUACGUGGUCCUCUUCCACCCGGAGCAGAACGUGCCCAAGCGCAAGCGCAGUCUCAAGGCUGUAGUCACUGCAGCCACCAUGUCCAACAAGUUCCCCACCAAGGGCGGCCUCCGGCCCAACGGAGAGGCCAAGUCUGAGCUGUGUGAAAGCCUGGAGACGCAAGUACCGUUGCCCCCCACACCCUCCCUUUCCCCCCACUACACAUCCCACCCUCCAGUACCAUUGCCCCCCACACCCUCCCUCUCCCCCCACUACACAUCCCUUCCCUCCAGUAAUGUUGCCCCCCACACCCUCCCUCUCCCCCACUACACAUCCCUUCCCUCCAGUACCGUUGCCCCCCACACCCCCCACACCCCCUCUCCCCCAAUACACAUCCCUUCCCUCCAGUACCGUUGCCCCCCCACACCCUCCUUCUUCCCCACUAUACAUCCCUUCCCUCCAGUACCAUUGCCCCCCACACCCCCCUCUCCCCCCACAACACAUCCCUCCCUCCAGUACUGUUGCCCACACACCCUCCCUCUCCCCCCACUACACAUCCCUUCCCUCCAGUACUGUUGCCCCCCCACACCCCCUCUCCCCCACUACACAUCCCUUCCCUCCAGUACCGUUGCCCCCCACACCCCCCACACCCCCUCUCCCCCACUACACAUCCCUUCCUUCCAGUACCGUUGCCCCCCACACCCUCCUUCUUCCCCACUACACAUCCCUUCCCUCCAGUACCAUUGCCUCCCACACCCUCCCUCUCCCCCCACUACACAUCCCUUCCCUCCAGUACCGUUGCCCCCCACACCCUCCCUCUCCCCCCACUACAUAUUCCUUCCCUCCAGUACCGUUGCCCCCACACCCUCCCUCUCCCCCUACUACACAUCCCUUCCCUCCAGUACCGUUGCCCCCCCACACCCUCCCUCUCCCCCCCACUACACAUCCCUUCCCUCCAGUAACGUUGCCCCCACACCUUCCCUCUCCCCCACUACACAUCCCUUCCCUCCAGUACCGUUGCCCCCCACACCCUCCUUUUUCCCCACUACACAUCCCCCCCUCCAGUACCGUUUCCCCCCACACCCUCCUUCUUCCCCACUAUACAUCCCUUCCCUCCAGUACCAUUGCCCCCCACACCCUCCCUCUCCCCCACUAUAA
This is a messenger RNA of Coregonus clupeaformis (lake whitefish), 2340 nucleotides long. RefSeq names its product metabotropic glutamate receptor 4-like. Gene Ontology annotation, cellular component: membrane. The record is from RefSeq and is a predicted model, not a curated record. NCBI's taxonomy places the organism in Eukaryota, Metazoa, Chordata, Actinopteri, Salmoniformes, Salmonidae. The transcript has 5 exons. Gene Ontology annotation, molecular function: adenylate cyclase inhibiting G protein-coupled glutamate receptor activity. Bases 1 to 2340 code for a protein of 779 amino acids. Gene Ontology annotation, biological process: regulation of synaptic transmission, glutamatergic; G protein-coupled glutamate receptor signaling pathway.